Molecule: messenger RNA, 1406 nt
Organism: Telopea speciosissima
Lineage: Eukaryota; Viridiplantae; Streptophyta; Magnoliopsida; Proteales; Proteaceae
Product: CBL-interacting serine/threonine-protein kinase 14-like
Exons: 1
Coding region: 27-1367 (446 amino acids)
Biological process (GO): protein phosphorylation; signal transduction
Molecular function (GO): ATP binding; protein kinase activity
Source: RefSeq, a predicted model, not a curated record
CAGAAUCGAUUGGUGUCUGGUUAACUAUGCCGGAAAUCGAACAGGUGACCGACAAUACAGAGCCGGAGAUUGGUGAAUUAUUGCCGGAGAAUGCUUUAUUUGGAAAAUAUGAGGUCGGAAGGUUGCUCGGCUGUGGAGCCUUCGCUAAGGUCUACCAUGCCAGAAACAUUAGAACAGGACAAAGCGUCGCCAUUAAAGCCAUCAGUAAGCAGAAAAUUAUUAAAGGAGGUCUUGUCUCUCACCUGAAGCGGGAGAUUUCAAUCAUGCACCGGUUGCGCCACCCUCACAUAGUGAAGCUUUACGAGGUUCUCGCCACCAAAACUAAGAUCUAUUUCGUAAUGGAAUUCAUCAAGGGCGGAGAGCUCUUCGCCAAGGUUGCUAAAGGUCGUCUCAACGAAGAUCUUAACCGUCGGUACUUCCAGCAAUUGAUCUACGCCGUUGGUUACUGUCAUUCUCAUGGCAUCUUCCAUAGAGAUCUGAAACCAGAGAACGUUCUCAUCGAUGAGUGCGGAGAUCUUAAAGUUGCAGAUUUCGGACUCAGCGCCUUAACUGAACAGAUCAGAGACGACGGUUUGUUACACACGCUUUGCGGAACCCCUGCUUAUGUGGCACCGGAGAUUCUCGCUAAGAAAGGUUACGAUGGUGAUAAGAUUGAUAUCUGGUCAUGCGGCAUCAUUCUCUACGUUUUGAAUGCUGGUUAUCUCCCUUUCAAUGAUCCAAACCUCAUGAAAAUGUACAAGAAGAUCUACAGAGGAGAAUUUCGGUGUCCGAAAUGGUUUUCGCCGGAGCUCCGACGACUACUUUUACGCCUCCUUGACACGAAUCCUGAGACUCGAAUCACGGUAAACGAGAUUCUCAAUGAUCACUGGUUCAAAAAGGGAGGACUUAAAGAGCUGAAAUUCCAUGACGAAGAAGACGAUUUCCUCUCUUUGAAGGAAGUUGAUAAAGAGGAAAAACAGAGCUUCAAUUUCUUGAACGCCUUCGACCUAAUCUCCUUCUCAUCGGGUUUCGAUUUGUCGACUCUAUUUAACGGCUCCGAUAAACUGGUCAAUAGGAAGAGAUUCGUAUCGGAUCAGUCACCGGAGAGAAUAAUCGAGAAACUCGAGGAGGUCGGAAAGCGAGAAGGUAUAUCGGUGAAAUUGAAGAAAGAGUGGCGGAUUGAUUUGCAGGGGCAAAACGGUAAUUUGGAUGUCAGAAUUGAGGUGUACCGGUUGACGGAGAAGCUGGGAAUGGUGGAGGUGAAGAAUAAUGACGAUGAUGUACGGUCCGGCGAAAGUCUUUGGAGUACGAAGAUUCUACCGGAGCUGAACAACCUGGUGUAUCGACCGGAAAUCCCGGUGGUUUCCGGUGACUCCGUUGUUUCGUAACAUUCCACCGGUGGAUCCACCCGAAUACCCAUCGGGUUC